UCAGGGGCCAUGAUCCGGCUGGGCGGCUGGUGUGCGCGGCGGCCCCGCGGCGCGGCGUUCCCGGCGGGGAGGCGCUGGCGGUCGGGCGGGCCGGCGGGCCGGGGGGCCGGCCGCGCCCUGCGGGUGCUGGUGGACAUGGACGGCGUGUUGGCCGACUUCGAGGGCGGCUUCCUCAGGAAGUUCCGCGCGCGCUUCCCCGACCAGCCCUUCAUCGCGCUGGAGGACCGGCGCGGCUUCUGGUUGUCGGAGCAGUACGGCCUCCUGCAGCCCGGCCUGAGCGAGAAGGCCAUUAGCAUAUGGGAAUCAGAAAAUUUCUUUCUUGACCUGGAGCCUCUACCAGGGGCUGUAGAAGCUGUGAAGCAGAUGGCCAACCUAGAAAACACCCAUGUCUUCAUCUGCACGAGCCCCAUCAAGAUGUACAAGUACUGUCCCUAUGAGAAGGGGCCGAGCCGAACCCCAGCUGGGAGCACAUCCUCUUCACAGCCUGCCACAACCGGCACCUGCAGCUGCCGCGCCCCGGCCGCAGGCUGCACUCGUGGGCGGACGACUGGAAGGCCAUUCUGGACAGCAAGCGGCCCCGCUGAGCUGGACUGCACUCUGGGCUUCCCCGCGGGGCCCCUGACCUCAGGGUGCCCGGCUCGGGGCCUGGGGGGCGGGGGGCUCCCUCUCAGAUGGCCCAGGCCCCCUGCAUGUCUCCCUGCUCUCCCAGCCCUGCCAGGCCUUAAACUGGUCUCGGGGCAGGGCUGGCCCGGGGCCCUGGACGAGACACACGGGUGGCCGGGCGGUGCGGGGUUAGGGCUCCAGACCUAAGACGCCGAGGGGCCGGCAGUCCAACUCCAUCCCUCAGGGAAGUCCCGCUGUCACCACCGGGUCUGUGACCCCUUGGCCAGGUGCUCCAGGGUGAGGGCUGCGAGCAGGAGCAGGUGGGAGGAGUCCUCACAUUCUGGGCUGUGCAGCCCCUUCCCCCCUGCACCCCGAGCGAACACUCCCCGAGCUCCACGGCCCCCCAGGCUCCGUGCAGGGUGCACAGCACACCACCCUGCCUUGGGCCGGCUCGGAGGUGUCUCGUUCUCCUGUCCCUGGGGCCCUGCUCAGGGCCCCACACUUGGCAGCCUUGAACAUUCGGUGAAGGCCUGCAAAAUAAAUGCAGUUCACGUGUCGCCCGAGGAUGUGGCCCCUCUAGCCCCUGCCCGAGAUCCUCUGGCGUCUGACCUCUGGGCACCCAGCUAGCAGCACAUCUUGUAAGUACUUGGGUGGCCCCUGCACUGAUGAGGGGGGCUGAGGCGGGUGUGGCCUCACUGCCCACUUCACCAAGGGUGUGGCGUGUCAAAGGAGGACUAGGCUGAGAUAGGAGCUGGUGGCCAGGUGGCCCCCCACCACAUUGACCGAUCCCCCUCACUGCAUCCUUCCCACGCAUGCCCCCCAGGCCUCCGGCCCCUCCUGCCCUACACAGUUCAGAGCAGGGGCCCCCAUUCUCUGCUCCUCUCCCACACCGGGUUCCUAAUGAGAUCUCGGGAGCUGUGUAAAGGGGGCAGGGUGAUAUUAUUCUCUUGUAUUAUUUUUGGCUUCUGUUAUCUUCAGCCCAGUGGGAAGCGGCAACGUGAACCCAUCAUUGCCUCCCUAGGUUUUCUUCGAGGCCCUCCCCCUCUCACUUGCUGUUCCCCCAUCACUGCCCUGCAGGGAACCUCUAAUAGUCCAUUUCUGGGGGUGUCCUGGCUGCCUCUGUGACUGGCAUGCUUGGGCUGCCCCAGAGGGUAGGGCCAAAUGGGAGAAAAGGUGAGGGAAAAGUGCCUGAAGCUCAAGCUGGCUAUCCAGAUGAGCAAGGAAGGACUGUUUGCUUGGUCAAAGGCAGUUUUCCACGGCGCUGCCUCUGUCAGUUUCUGGAUCCCUCCAGGUGGGGCCAGGGCUCUGCGGGUUCGUCCUAUGAGGAGUGGAUUUGUGGUUGCAUCACCUGACCAGGGCAGUGUGGGGGCAAGGGGGGGAUCCUGGCCAUCCUAGCCUCUGGCUCUGGAGGGAAGUCAGAGCCUGGAGGGCGGGCUCCCCAGCUGCUCCCCAAAGACCCUCAGUCCCUCUAUUGCUGCCCAGUCGAGGACACGGCCACUGUCUAAGGGCCAGAAGACCAUGUCACCUGCAUGGUGUGCUUUUCUUCCUAGGCCUAUGUCUUGUGGCCUCCAUACCUUGUGGUUGCCAGCCUGGGGUUGCUUGCCCCUGGGCCUUCACACCCUCUCUGAAGAGCCUCCCCUGCCUAGUGGUCAUGCAUAGAUCCCCUAGGAUCCCAUAGCUUGGGACUGGCACGGCAUCGCAGCCUUUGACUUGCUGAGAACCACUCUCCCUGGACUUGACCUUCUGGCUAGGAGCCUCCUCCUGCUGGAGCACCUGCUGCUCUGCUCAUGCUGUUGGUGCUAGCUCAAGGCCAUGGCAGUGAACCAGACCCAGCCUGGUGCCCUCAAAACAAAAAGCUGCUUCACUCAUAUCUAUUUUGGGGCUUCUUUCUGCUGAGGAUGGAAGGUUAAUCCCAUCAGGUUUUUCUCAGCCACAUCUGGUUCCUCCCCAGAGGGUGUCCCAAGCAUGGGGUAGGAGGGGGGUGGGGAUGUGGGGUGUGUAGAUGCAAGGGCGCUCUUCUUCGUGUAGUGAUGACAGCGGUGAAGGGAUUCCCCCCCUCAUCCUCAUGCUGGUGUCACUGGACCCAUGGGUGCUGGCACCGCUGAGAUAGCCUGUUCCCUCAACAUUAGCUUUAGGGCCCCACGGAUGGUGGACAGGCCACUUCAGCCACAGGAGAUAGUUGCUCUGGACAGUGCCCUGCUGGGGGCAGUGAGACUCCUUUGCUCACCUCCUGCAGCCUUUUCCUCCCAUGCUCCUGGCCCCUGGUGACCUGCAUGGAGCUCUAGGGCCAUGGGCAUGAGGAGGGGCAUGGGAGGGGAGGCCAGGGCACAGAGCACCCUCUCGGGGACUCCCUCCCUCUUGCAUCUGCCAGCCCUUGCUGUCUGCUCCCCGCCCGUGGUGGGUCCUGAUCCUACACCUGCCCCUCACAGAGCUAUGGCAAGGGUGCUGUGCUCCCAGUCUUCCAAAACCUUUCCUUUUAAACUGAUGGCCACUGGGAGUUUUAAAGGCCAGUUUAAAAACUCCAAAGCUACAAAUUGCUGAAUUCAUUCUUUAUUCAUCGAAGAUCACUCACCCUGAGGUAUAGCACUCACUGCUUCAGCUGCCUAACACGUUUAAAGGAGAAAAAAAUAAUUGCAGGGGAAAGAUUGCUUUAGUCAGUGCUUUGGAAUGUGGCCCCACCAGACAAGCCAUCCAGAGCUCACUGUAAUUACAACCAGCUCUCCAGGAUAGGUCUGAGGGCUGCACAAGGGUAAGUGGGGUGGGGCCCUGGCCAGCCUGAUGUCCUGGAGAGGUCCCUUCCAGCAGGGGGCAUUGACUGAGGUCUGGGUAGAAGAAGGUAGAGCCCUUUCAGCUGAGGGGAGGCAGUGCAAAGGCCCUGGGGCUAGAAGUUCUUGCCAAGAAGCAGCCAGUAUAGGAGAGAAGAAGCCCCAGAACUGGAAGCUGAAGAGAUGGGGGCGGGGGGAGCUGGGAGGUGGAGCCUGGGCAGGUAACCAGCAAGGAGAGGCUGCCUGCCCGCUGACACUCACUCUGCCGUGGGUGCUGUCAAUGCCCUCACUGUGCCAGGAGGGAGGGACACCGCAGCAGCCGAUGACAGGACAGCAUGGCCUUAUGAUUUUGUGAUGGUGGUGGUCGAAACAGAACACACACAAUUGAAAUGAAGGUGAUUUUCUUCAAA
Messenger RNA from Canis lupus familiaris (dog), 3778 nucleotides. RefSeq names its product 5',3'-nucleotidase, mitochondrial (gene NT5M). Gene Ontology annotation, molecular function: 5'-nucleotidase activity. Gene Ontology annotation, biological process: pyrimidine deoxyribonucleotide catabolic process. The transcript has 4 exons. The record is from RefSeq and is a predicted model, not a curated record. The coding region runs from base 10 to 810 and encodes 266 amino acids. NCBI's taxonomy places the organism in Eukaryota, Metazoa, Chordata, Mammalia, Carnivora, Canidae.